CCUCCUCCCAUCUUGACACUAAUUUCUAACCCCCCCUGCCCCCAAACCCAUGGCAAGAUCUGCUAUCUGACUUUUGGAUCAGCUUUGUACAUUGCGGGACCUGAGUCUAAUCAUACAUGGUGUCAGAGGCACUGAGGGAUUUGUACUUUUGUGUUUGAGAUUGAUAUCUCUCUUACUGUUUAGUGUUUAUAGGUCUUUCUCUCUUCACAGGAUUACAAAAGAAUCCCGCUAUGCCUCUGGGAACACCUGCCCCCCUAAACAAGCGGAAAAAGCCCUCCAAGAUCAUAACUGACCUAUCGCAUAUCAGUCAGGAUGAGUUUGAGUUGGAGCCAGAAGCAUCAGAGUUCGAUCUGGGAACUAAGAUCAGGACCCCCAAAGAGAUCAUGCUGGAGGAGCUCUCUCUGAUGAAUAACCGAGGCUCCAAGAUGUUCCGGAUGAGGCAGAAGAGAGUUGAGAAGUUUAUCCACGAGAACAACCCAGAUGUUUUCACCAGUGACUCAAUGGACAACUUCCAGAAGUUUGUUCCAUCCUUGGGAGGGCAGAUAGGAGGCCAGUUUAUAAAUCUUGGAGGGCAUUAUGUAAGCAAAGAGACAAAACAUAUGUAUUUAGGAGCUACACCUGCAGGAGGAGGGGCGCCAGUGCCUCCACCUAAGCCUGGAAGCAAGGGGGCAGGAGCAGGAGGAGCAGGAGGAGCAGGAGGAGCAGACGGCGCUGGAGGUGCAGGAGGACUAGGACUGGCUGGGGAUGAAAGAGGUGGUAAAGGAGACGGAACGGGAGCUAGAAAAGAUGGUAAAGGUAAGACCCUGGUGGUCGUAAAGACGUAUGUGUCCCCAUGGGAGAAAGCCAUGAAGGGUGAUGAGAACCUGCUGGCAACUCUUAAAGCUGAAAUGCCUGGUCCUGUGGACAGGAAAGCUUUGCCAAAAUACAAAAGCUUCAACAGGAUGGCCACACCGUACGGUGGCUUUGAAAAGGCCAACCAGUUCAUGAAAUUCCAGUUGCCAGAAACUGAGGUGACCAAAGAGGAACCUGAACCCGCAGUGGUGUACCAACAUGACAUCGGCUGCCGUCCCUCUUUCAAUCGUACCCCUAUCGGCUGGGUGACCAGCAACGAGCCCAGCAGCAUCCACAUGGAGACAGAUGCCGUGCCCUUUGAUGGGGAAACAGACGAGCUGUGAAAAUAUAAUACUGUGAUUGCAAAUACUCCCAUAUUUGCCUGACUGUAUGGCUAAAGUUCAGCAUGCACAAACCCACUGUAGGUUAGCUAAAGGUCCCUGUAGAACUGAUGAAAUAGAAUGAAACAGUAUGAAAAAAACAGAAAGUGUAAAUGCUUGUAUCUUCCUCUGUAAUGAGUUGUAACGUAAACAAAAAGCUGUAGGUGAUGAAAUGUCAAACUUUAAUUACAGCUUUAAAAGUUCCAAACUUCUAGAAAAGAGAAAAAAAA
Cyprinodon tularosa is the source of this 1441-nucleotide messenger RNA. RefSeq names its product myozenin 1a (gene myoz1a). The coding region runs from base 231 to 1175 and encodes 314 amino acids. The record is from RefSeq and is a predicted model, not a curated record. Gene Ontology annotation, molecular function: telethonin binding; actin binding; FATZ binding. The transcript has 6 exons. Gene Ontology annotation, cellular component: Z disc; actin cytoskeleton. Lineage: Eukaryota; Metazoa; Chordata; Actinopteri; Cyprinodontiformes; Cyprinodontidae.